UGGUUGAGACAGAAGCUACUAGCGCUCCGGCAAACGGCGCUGGAGCGGGCAAACUCGGAACUUCUGCGGGACGCACUGAUGAAAGCGGGUCAGUAUCUUAACUACAUAUUUCAGAGAGCUGAGCGGGGUCGAGACGCUGGCUUGGUUGAGAGAGAAGCUACUAGCGCUCCGGCAAACGGCGCUGGAGCGGGAAAACUCGGAACUUCUGCGGGACGCACUGAUGAAAGCGGAAAAGUACACUCCACAAUUCCCGAGCGAUCCCUCGGUGUGUAUAGAAAUGUACCAUCUGACUCUGCUCCUACGAAGCGAUUUAAAUUCGCUUCAGCACCACGAUUUGCAGUCAAUACUGGUGGAAGUCGACCGGUCGUCCACACAGGUUGACUGGAGUACUUGCUCCAAAGAGGCCGUAAGCUCGGUUUUCAAAAUAGCCGUGGGUCACUAUGAUAAAGCACUGGAAACUGGUACAACCGACACAGAAGAUGCCCUAUCAAACAUGUCUGCAGUGGUCUCUCGCGCGGCCGCUCUCAACACGCCCAGGACCGACUUGUUGCUAGCUGUUCUGCUGAACAGGCUGGACGGGCUCCAAGGACAACUAGACAUUGAGACAGCACGGGAUUUGUUAGAAAAGCUCGCGCCUGUACUAGCUACUCUGGACGCGUUCUCCGUCGAGCUACUAGAGAAGAACGCGUACAAGUUCCCACCAGAGCUCCAACGGACCUUAACCGCCAUGCUGCCUAAGGAUGCCAGCUUGGAGAAAUACAGGAGGUGCUUGCAGCUGGUCUGCGAUCCAAAUCACUUGCUGACGCACUACUGUGAAGAGUUAGUUAUGGCUCUGAGAGUCAAAGAUCCUGUCAAAUGGAAGAGUACGUUGGAGAGAAUGAGAGAGAAGAUAUUCGACAACCCGUACGCCGGAGCGAGCUACAAGCUGCUCGACAAACACAAGGGCGAUUUGUAUGGAAUGUAUGAAUUCGAGUCAACAUCAGAAUUCGCUUCCCGCGCAGAAACCAAACUGAAAUCUAUCGUCAUGUCCAUAAGAAGGGAACCACAAUCAACCCUGAGACUGUCGGACCUCUGCCCAACGCUACUCAGACCUCUGGACGAGGGGGUCGAGAGGUGGUUCGGCUUGCGGGGGGUUAAGAUCGUCAAGUUUUAUGACAAGGUGCAAGUAUUCACGGACUCCAUCCGUCGCCCCGUCGUCAUAUCCACGUUGGUGUCAUGUGGACGCACGCAUCGCGUCAUACACAAGACGGGCGAGCAACUGACGCGUGACGCCGCGUCACAACGCGUCGCCGCCGCCCUCAAUGCUACCGCGUACAGCGUGACGUUGCUAGACGAAGAAAGCGCCCUCAUCGAGUUUCUAGAAGGCCACGAACGAGUGAGAUCUAUGAUUGCUACCACUUGUAACUUAAAUGUGCUACACGGCGUGAGUCGCCCGGCCGACGGUCUCCUGGCGGAGUCGCCGGCAGCCAGCUUACAAGUGCACGAACAACUCUGCGCGAAGGUUCCUGCAUCUGCUCUAAGAUCUGCUAUGGAACAGAGCAGCUCAUGUGUUCAAGACUUCAUCUGGAAGAAACGUAAUUUCACGGACUCUCUCGCGGACAUGACACUUCUCACUUGGCUGUUGGGUUUGGGCGACCGUCACCUGCAGAACAUGAUGUGUUCCCGCGCCGGCGCGGUGCGGGCUGUAGACUUCGGUGACGUGUGGCGCCGCGCCGAGCUUCCAGCCAGGCUUACAAGGAACCUGCUUGCAGUUUCAGAUGUUCAAGUGCUGGAAGCCCGUUUGCAGUCAUCACUGUCAGCCAUGCGGGGCUUCGCCCUCCUGCUCGAGGCCGCCAUCCGCGUCGCUUUCCACUGGAUGGAGCCCGAGAUAGAAGACCAGAUGCGGCACGUUCGCGGCAUCCUCCGCGGCGAGGCGACAUCUUACGACGUGUGUCGUGACGUCACAAGCCGCUCCCAACACAAAUACAAAGAGAAAUAUAUACAGCUCUUGGAUCGCACGCUCGGAGACUCGCACAGGGACAUAUAUACUGUCGAAGAACAAAUAUCCUGCUUGCUGCGGCACUGUACGUCUCCGGAGCUCCUGAGCGUCGUCCGCGCCGGCUGGGAGCCCUGGCUCUAAUCUCUACAAGCGUGCGGCUACAU
Cydia fagiglandana is the source of this 2142-nucleotide messenger RNA. RefSeq names its product DNA-dependent protein kinase catalytic subunit-like. Gene Ontology annotation, cellular component: nucleus. The transcript is spliced from 17 exons. The coding region runs from base 221 to 2119 and encodes 632 amino acids. Lineage: Eukaryota; Metazoa; Arthropoda; Insecta; Lepidoptera; Tortricidae. The record is from RefSeq and is a predicted model, not a curated record. Gene Ontology annotation, biological process: protein phosphorylation. Gene Ontology annotation, molecular function: protein serine/threonine kinase activity; protein binding.